AUGUGGUGGUUUCAGCAAGGCCUCAGUUUCCUGCCCUCAGCCCUUGUCAUUUGGACGGCUGCUGCUUUCAUAUUUUCGUACAUCACUGCCAUCGUUCUGCACCAUGUUGACCCUGCUUUGCCUUACAUCAGUGACACCGGUACCGUCGCUCCAGAAAAGUGCCUGUUUGGGGCAAUGUUAAAUUUCGCCGCAGUUUUAUGCAUUGCUACCAUCUAUGUGCGUUAUAAGCAAGUUCAGGCUCUGAAUCCCGAAGGGAGAUACAUCUCCAGGUUAAACAAGGCUGGCCUCAUACUUGGAUUGCUGAGUUGUGUAGGACUUUCUUUGGUGGCAAAUUUCCAGAAAACAGCCUUUUUUGCCGUCCACAUAUGUGGAGCUAUUCUCACCUUCGGUAUGGGCUCGUUGUAUAUGUUUGUCCAGACCGCCCUUUCCUACCUGAUGCAGCCCAAAAUCCACGGCAAGCAGGUCUUCUGGGUCAGACUGCUGCUGGUCAUCUGGUGCGGAGUGAGCGCGUUUAGCAUGCUGACUUGCUCCUCACUCCUGUACAGUGGCCAUUUUGGCUCAGAUAUAGUGCAGAAGCUCCACUGGAACCCCGAGGAUAAAGGCUAUGUGCUUCACAUGAUCACUACCGCAGCAGAAUGGUCUAUGUCAUGUUCCUUCUUUGGUUUUUUCCUGACUUACAUCCGUGAUUUUCAGAAAAUUUCUUUGCGGGUGGAAACCAAUUUACAUGGAUUAACCCUCUAUGACACUAUUCCUUGUCCUAUUAACAACGAGCAAACACACCUACUUUCCAGAGAUGUAUGA
Pipistrellus nathusii (Nathusius's pipistrelle) is the source of this 801-nucleotide messenger RNA. NCBI's taxonomy places the organism in Eukaryota, Metazoa, Chordata, Mammalia, Chiroptera, Vespertilionidae. The record is from the annotation of a GenBank genome assembly.